GGCGUCCGCCUGUAGCCAGGAGUAUAAGCAAUUGCCCCGCCGUAUGUCUGUGCCAAUAAUCACAUUUAUUGUCUGUCUGGAUUUGACCUGAAGUUUCCAGCUGGUAUUAUUUGAUAUUUAGGACAUCUAUAAUUUUAUUCGGGGUAUCUACUACUAUCUGGAUGUACAUUGUACACGUGGAUUAUUUUCCAGUCUGCAAGGCGAAGAAUAAACCGUUGGCUUUAUUAGAGCAAGCAUGGGGUCCAAGAAAUAUGCCUUCUCUUUAUCUCUGCACCAAACCAGGUGAUUCUAAAAAAGGCUUCCCAAAAGAUAAGGGGAAGGUCAUAACUAACUGUAAACCUGAUGCAGCUGUAAAAUUAACAGAUGAAGAUCUGAAAAAAUCCUUGGCAAUGAAAACUUUGGUAAAGUUUCCUCAGAAGGCACAGUUUCCUUUUGAGAUAACACCAGUUUUCUCUUCCACAAAAGGCUUAGGGAAGAGGUUAACGGAUGAAGAACCAUUCUCUUCAUCUAGUUCUGAAUCAGACUCUAGCUCUGAUUCCGAAGAUGAUGACUUCAAAGAGAAGCCACACAGACAAAAAGAACUCCGCCACACAACUGACAAUAAGCAGUUAGAAUCAGAUAUGAUAAAAACUGCUUCACAACAAAGGCCUAAAGAAAUACAUUUAAAGAGCAAGAACUUAGGCAUAGUGAAUGCAGAGAGUCAAAAGCCAACAGAAGUUUCAUCUGGAAGCCUGGAAGUAUCUCUCUCUGAAACUGAUCCACGGAGAACUCCACAAAAUAUAUCACAAAAUCUGGAACAGGAUGAAAACAUUACAAAGAAAAUGCAAAAAACUAAGAUGCAAGAGAUAAUUUUUGAAGAACCAAGGCCUGAAGUUUCAAAGGAAAGAAUUCCAGUGAUAAAAAACACCCUGAAGGAGGAGAUCAUCCCAGAAGUAGAAGCUCAGAUUGAAGAACAAAGCACUCCACAGGUGGCCAAGCCAUCACAUGAAACUGCUCAAGAAACAUAUGACAUUUCUACCUACAAGAACCUGCAGCACCAUGAAUAUCAACCAUUCACUUUUGUGGAUUUUGAUGUCUUGUUGUCAAAAUUCAGGCUUCCUCAGCCAUCUUCUGGGAGGCUAUCUCCAAGACAUUGAACUAAUUGUGGGAAACAAAUAAAUUCCGACAAAACAUGCUUGUGAGUGUUAUAAAUUAAUAUUAGCAUUAAUUCCUCAGUUAUUGCUGAUUGUAUGACAAAUUAGUUCUAAUAAUUAAUAACUUGAUAAUUCCCUUAGUUCAUGCUACUGUGCAAUAUCAUACCACACUGGUGGUAAAUAUCUAUGUAAUCCUGGUUCAUAAAAUUUAUGCAGAGUACAAAUUAAUUGGUAUUGAAUGCUGAUGAAGUAUUUUUAAUUAGAUUAUGGUGAGUAUAUUUGUUUUGCUAAUGAUGCAGUUUUAGAAGCCUAGUACCAUUUGCUGAACUAUGUUAUUUUAUCCUAAAGUAAUAUAUAAUGAAUGUUAUUAUAAAAGAUAUAAAAAUAAUUGGCUUUAUGUUUGUAAAAGCCUGAUUCUGAGUAUGGAUGAAUGAGGAUGGAUUGCCUGCACUAAAGUAAAGGGAAUUGGCAUGUAACACUGUUCCCUUAAUUUCUACAUGAGAUUUAGCUUGAUAUCGAAAACUUUUUGGGAGAUUAAUAUCAAAUUAAAGACUUCAAUAGGGGA
Messenger RNA from Pseudonaja textilis, 1698 nucleotides. Lineage: Eukaryota; Metazoa; Chordata; Lepidosauria; Squamata; Elapidae. The record is from RefSeq and is a predicted model, not a curated record.